Cataglyphis hispanica is the source of this 4377-nucleotide messenger RNA. Its product is annotated as ankyrin repeat domain-containing protein 12. The transcript has 8 exons. The record is from RefSeq and is a predicted model, not a curated record. NCBI's taxonomy places the organism in Eukaryota, Metazoa, Arthropoda, Insecta, Hymenoptera, Formicidae. Gene Ontology annotation, cellular component: nucleoplasm. The coding region runs from base 544 to 3258 and encodes 904 amino acids.
CAAAUCAUAUCUCUGCAAUGACAAUUUGAAUGUCCCGCGAUGAUGAAUUUUCCUGCGACGCGACACAGAUGUGCCAACGCAAAGAACCAAAAUAUAUAAUAUACGUAUGUUGCAUCAUAUUGUGCAGCGUGUCCUAGAAUCAGUGUUGCGAAUCUCGUUUUCAAAGCCAAGAGCCCGCGCACAUGUCGCAUCGCGAAAUCAACUCGUCAGGCCGAGAAAUGACAGUUACGGAAGCACGCAUUACGCGAGUGAUCUUAUCUUGUGUACGUUGUGCACGAUGAACGGCUACAAUUGCUACGGCAUUCGCGACUACGUCGUUAUCAUUGAACUCGUCGUAGCUGCUGUGCCGUUGUUGUUGUGAUGAUCCUGUGCGUAUUCGUGCGAACUCAGUAGGUCAAAAUAUCGUGAACCGACCGCGCACUUUUAAGGUUAUCUUUGCUCUUUGGCGGAUUCCGCAGCGUAUACGAGGCAAUCGUUGCUACGUUCUUCACGUUUUACGUCCGCGUUCUUCGUGCUGCGUGUUAUGUGAAUUAUGAGGACGGAAUGCCCGCAGGCGGUAACAGUCGUUUCCGCGGUUACCCAGCGCGGAUGUCCGAGCGGCAACAGCUCGCGUUACUUUUACAAAUGACAUCUCAGGAAAUGGUGUCAGGCACUGCUGGUUUACCUGACAAGAGUACAACGACUACUCUCGACAAACCGUGCUCUCCUUCUGAGACGACAACAGUAACAACAACAACAGCAGCAGCAGCGCCGUCGAGCGAACAAGAAGAGCAGCAAUUGCAGCAGCAACCGCUCUACCAAUACCAUACGCAGUAUCAACAGCAACAGCAGCAACGCGCAGCCGGAAAUACCGCAGCCGCUGCAUCGCACGUUGCUGAGGACAGUGGAGCCUCCUGUGAGAUGCGGAGGACACCACCACAAAAUAAAGUCGAUAGAUCGGGAACUGGGCAGUCUGGAAGCUCGCCGAGGGUGACGCUUCGACUUAACCAGGUGCGAGGAGCAAGGGAUGAAAAGAAAGGAACAUCAAAUUCCCGCCAGGGCAGCAUGAGUACACAGGGUCAAAGCUCCAUGGAGACUUCGUCGAAGACAUCAGCUAAUACUUCGUCAGCAAGCGGAAAUGCAAUUUCGGGUACUAGCACAUCUGGCAAUGCAUCAUCUACCGAUAGCGGUGAUAUAUACGAGUUUAAGAGCUCGAAAGAACCGACACCGGUAAGAGGCGCAAGCUCAUCUCCGAAUCCUAAUCCGGACAAAGAUAAGGAUGGUGUCAAUAAAUCUUCGAAUGGCCAAAAUAAUCACAGUGGUGAUAAUAAUGCAUCCACUGCCAAUGGUUUGUCGAUAUCUGUAAAUGAAACAAUAACGACGCCAUUAACUUCCGAUGAAGUUUCAACCGCUUCGAUGUCGCCAUCAUCAAAGCGUACCUUUGAAGGCGACAACGCGGAGGAGCAGGAUGAGGAAAAUCGUCGGAAGAAACGAAAAGAUUCCGAGAAUGCGAAAGAGACUGCAAAGAAUAACACAGUGGGAAGGCAAAAUAUCAAUAGGAAUGCUGUUGGUGGUGGAGAAAAGUGUAUUAAAUCAGGUAAACAAGGAUCUGGAGUGACGUCCGGUAAAGGAAAUCAAAAUACGAGUUCUAUCAAUGCAGACAGAAAGAGUCCUAAUAGUUCCUCAAUGGCCAGUAGCCCAAAACCUUCGAAUACUUCUAGUUCAACAAAUGUAAAAACUGGUAUCCCAGCGCUUGAAUCUGAUGGCGAAGAGGAUCGAUCAAAGUGUUCCGAUUCUAACAUUGCUCCUAAAGUACCGCCUCUAAAAAUAGUUAUUCCACAAAGUACGACUUCAGAACAAGAGCAAGGCAAUAGAAAUGGUAAAAAUAUUGCAAACAGAAGUCAUCAAUUACCCUAUGUAGUUCCUAGUUCGAACAGCAAUGAUUCAACUGAAAAAGAUCAAAAUCAAUCGGCUAGUGGUACAACUAGUCCUACAGAAAGUAGUACUAAUACAAAAGGGGAAGAUAAGAAGGACUUUGCUGCAACUUUACAUGGAGAAGAAAGAUCAACACAUCAUCAAAGAGUAUUGAGAAGUUCACACAGAACAGGAAAUGGUAGUAAUGGCUCCACAGCAUCGAAAGAAACUACUUCUUCGUCAGGUAAUGGGAAUUAUUCCAAUUCGUCGCCAUUACCAAUUAAUGCUUCCAUAGAUCGUUCGAAUAACUCUUCACCGCAACAAAGACAUCACUCGCCAACACCUGAAAUGAUUGGAUCCGAUGUUAAUAAGGCUACUUCGUCGGAAUCGACAAGUACAGGAACUGUCUCGAAGUCUAAUAUAACUGUGGAAAAGUUGGAUAAAAAUAUGGAUGGUCCCGGGAAAAAUCAGAAAGAUAAUGGUACAGAAAAUUUGGAGAGCAUUUCAGUAACUACUUCGUCUACGAUGUCUAACGCUAGUACGCCGGCACCACCUGUAGAACUUCAUCCUAGGAAGAGAAAAAUGAAACCUAACAAAGAAGCACAACAAGCUGCAGCUACAGCUGCUGCUAGCGAAGCGGCUGAAGCAAUUAAUACUGGACCAGAAAUUCAUCCACAUGAUCAACCAAUCACUAAUUGUUAUCAAUUAUUUCUUAAUAUUAGAAAACAGAUUGAAAGAAGACGAAAAAGCUUAUUUCCUGUUCAACCAAAACCUCCUCAAGGUUUUAAGGAUUAUUUGAUGAAUCGCUGUACAUAUGUAUUAGCUAGUAAUGCAAAAGAGCCAAAUGUUAAUCCACCAGCUGGUUUGCAUGGAGCUAUGAAGGAUUUAUAUGUUGAACAAGAAAAAGAGCGAUAUCGUCUAAGAAUGCAACAUGUGGUUGAAAAAGAGAAAUUAGUUCUGUCGGUGGAGCAGGAAAUCCUUAGAGUUCACGGUAGAGCGGCUAGAGCACUCGCUAAUCAGUCUCUUCCCUUUUCUGUUUGUACAAUUCUUAAAGACGAAGAGGUUUAUAACGUUAUUACUCCCGAACAAGAAGAAAAAGAUAGAAAUGCAAGAAGUAGAUAUAAUGGUAGAUUGUUCUUAAGUUGGCUUCAAGAUGUGGAUGAUAAAUGGGAAAAAAUUAAGGAAGGCAUGCUGCUGAGGCAUCACAACGAAGCAGAGUCAUUGCACGCUGUUCAACAAAUGCAUUGGGAAUGGAAAUUGAAAGAAGUGGGGCUCUGUGAAUCCAAAAUGACUCCUCAGAUUGAAGAUGUUCAUGUUCCAAUGGUACAUGUUUCAGACGACUUCGAUUUGUUACCAACAAAUUAAUGUACAUUAUCCAUACAUAAUUUGAACUGGUAUAUUCAACAUUUUUCAUGUCUUUGAAACAACUUCGAAGAUGAUGGUUUUAAUCUGUGAUCUCUCUAUCAAUGUAUGCACUAUAAACAAAUUUUAUAGUGACACAACAAAAUGCGAACACAUAUUGUAAUGCUACAAUAUUGUGAUUGAAAAAUAUUUCUGCAAAAAAAAUCGAUAAAUUAUUAGAUCAUUGCACUAUUGUCAAAUCCAGAUUUUAAUUUUUAAACGAAAAAGACGAUUUUGAGAUUAAAAUUAGAAUUAUUGAAAAUUUUAUUAAAUAGACCGCAUAUAGCUUUAUAUUUGCAAUUCUUUAACAACUUUUGACAAUAUCAGUGAGAUUAGAUUACACUAUGCCAAAAAGUUAGGAAAAUACUCUUUCAUUUUAUAUAGUUGAAACAAAAUAAAAUAAUAUCAAUUCACUUAUAUGAAAUAAAUAUUCAUGUGCCUUGAAUUUUCAUUAAAUUAAGAAUAGUCAAAAUAUUUAUAAAUUUAUAGUGAUCAUUUAUAUUAUCUUUGACAAUGCAGCUUUGCUACAUGCUUUUAAGAACUAUGAAGACUGAAAGUCUGAGAUUAUACAAGCCGUAAACUGUAAAUAAAUUCAUUAUUUUGAUUUUACCACUAAAAGAGAGAAUUGUAUGAUAAUUGAUAUUUGUGUAAUCAGUUUAGUAUGCAAUGUGCAUAGAUUUUUUUUUAAAAAAGGUCAAAAUAACUCAUCACUUGAUAAACAACUUGUAGCUGGCCGUAGAUUAAAAUGCACUUGGCCAGAAAAUCUGUAUUUUAUUUAUUAUAAAUGUUCAAGAGUUAAAUUACAAAUUUCAGUUUUAUAUCACAUUUUUUUAAAAAAAUAUUUCCAAAAAGUUUUAAAAAAAUGAGAGAGAAAAUCUAAUUCUUUUGAAGCAAAAUAUAAAAAUAAUAAAUGUUAUUAGAUGUGUAAUAAAGUGCAACUAACUAAAUACAAAUCAUUGAAAAAUUGCCAUAAUGUUAUAUUAAUCGCUUGACAGAAAACAAUAUAUACUGUACACAGAUGUAGUUAUUAGAAGCUAAAUAUAAGAGUCAAUUAAAAAAUGCUUUUAAGCCUUAUAGCAGAAA